AUGAGAAAGAAGAAGGGAGGAGGAAGGAAGAAGAAGGAAGAAGGGGAGGAGACAGAAGAAGGAAGAAGGAGUGAGAAAGAAGAAGGGAGGAGGGAGAAAGACGAAGAAGGAGGUGGGAGAGAAAGAAGAAGGAAGAAGAAGGAAGAGAAGGAGAAAAGAAGAAGGAGGAAGAAGGAAGGAAGAAAAGAAGGGGAGAAGGAAAGAAGAAGAAAGAAGGAAAUAGAGAAAGAAGAAAGAAGGAAGAAGAAAGAAGAAGGAAGAAAGAAGAAGAAGGAAGAAGAAGAAGAAGAAGAAGAAGGGAGAAGAAAGAAGAAGGAAGAAGAGAAGAAAGAAGAAGAAGAAAGAAGGAGGAAGAAGAAGAAAGAAGAAGGAAGAAGAAGGAAGAAGGAGGAAGAAAGAAAGAAGGAAGAAGAAGGAAGGAAGAAAGAAGAAGAAGAAGAAGAAGAAGAAAAGAAGAAGGAAGAAGGAGGAGAAAGAAGAAGGAAGAAGGAGGAAGAAGAAAAAGAAGAAGGAGGAGGAGGAGAAAGAAGAAGGAAGAAGAAGAGAGAGAAAGAAGAAAGAAGAAGGAAGAAGAAGAAGGAAAGAAGAAGGAAGAAGAAAGAAGAAGGAAGGAAGGAGGAGGAGGAAGAAGAAGGAAGAAGGAGGAAGAAAGAAGAAGGAAGAAGGAGGAGAAAGAAGAAG
Haliotis rubra (blacklip abalone) is the source of this 681-nucleotide messenger RNA. Its product is annotated as vicilin-like seed storage protein At2g18540. NCBI's taxonomy places the organism in Eukaryota, Metazoa, Mollusca, Gastropoda, Lepetellida, Haliotidae. The record is from RefSeq and is a predicted model, not a curated record.